Macrosiphum euphorbiae (potato aphid) is the source of this 6399-nucleotide messenger RNA. The record is from the annotation of a GenBank genome assembly. Lineage: Eukaryota; Metazoa; Arthropoda; Insecta; Hemiptera; Aphididae.
AUGAACUGCCAUCAAAUACUGAGUGGUGCCUGCAAUGCUGGCGACCGGUGCUUCGCCGUCGGCAGCGUGGAAGGCGUACCAUUCACCGCUUAUGCGGCUGGAUGCAAUAUUGUGAUACUGGCGAGUACAUUCGAACGGGUUCAAAUCAUCCCUGGUGCGAUACACAACUAUAUCCGCAUCAGUUGUUUGGACUGUUCAACAGACACUGGCAAGAUAGCGGCCGCCUACGACAACCAAAUAUGUGUCUUUGAGCCAACUCCGCUGGUUUGCAAAAAUUCACCCCAUCAAUUGGAUUAUAAAUGGGUAGAGACUGCUAGUUGGCGAACUGCUUGUCGUAUUAGCUGUUUGUCAUGGAAUUUGGAAGGCACUCGGUUGCUUACGGGGGGUACUGUUUUACAACUAUGGCAUCAACAAUUACCUGAUGAGCCCUUAGAAGAAAAUACUGGAAUGACAAGUGACGGAGUAACAUUUGAGAUUGGUGAAGAAGCAAUACCAAUGUCAUUAACAACAUCAUAUAACUGUGAAGUCCGUGGAUGGGAAUGUGUUUGGCAAAAAGAAACGGCCUCUCCAGUAGUGCACAUUGCUUUUUCACCAGAUGGAACAUUAUUUGCUACUGCUGGUAAAGAUGACAGACUAGUCAAAAUUUGGUUUGAAAAUAAACAAUUACUUUUUCCAUCAAAAAGUGUUGAUCAGAAUUACUCAAUGAGUGCUAUUUCUAAUUUUGGUGAGCCAAAUUACGGUUUUGUGUACAUAGCUCAUCCUCGAGCUGUAACUCAACUAUCAUGGAGAAAAACUAGCAAAUACAUGCCAAAGGGAUCAGUAUCAAAUAUGCUAGUAACAUCAUGUCGGGAUAAUAUUUGUCGAUUAUGGUCAGAAACUGUUUUACCAGAUGAUGGUUUGGUAAAUAUGAGCCAUUUUGAUCCAUUAGCUGCUCAUAAUCCACGAUUUCGAACUCAUAGACAUAAGCAUAGACUCCUUCAACGUCUCAAACAUAUGAAAGCUUGUUUUCAUAUACGAAGACAUGCUAAACAUCAAGGAGAUCUUGGAACUGGUAUAGCUGGAAGUACAAGUUCCACAAUACCAACAUUACCAUCUACAUUCAGUGUCCAUGAUUUUCAUAGUUAUGGUUUUCAUGGUACUGGAAUUAUUCCUGGACUUCAUUUCCAUUUAGCUGCAAGCAUAAAUGCCGAAACUGACAUUCCAUUAGUGCCUAGUUUAUCAAGCACUGACCCUGAAAGAGAACCAAAUUUUGUUCUUCAUUGGCUCAACAAUAAAGAAAUGCAUUUUUCACUCCAGGCAGAAGCCAUACUAAAUGAAUUAACCAAAAAAGUAGUUGAAAAAGACGAUAUGCUUAUAAAUGAACAAUUUAUAAUAUCAGAACAUCACGAUGUUGAGUAUAGUGAUUCUAAACGUAAACAGAAUAAGCUUGGUAAAAGUACAUCACAAGAUGAAAGUGUUAGUGAUGAACACAGUUGUCCAUCAACUCAUCCUACACUGAGCAAUACAACAUCUGUAAAUUCAUUUACUACUGAUACAAAUCAUAUAACAACUGAUUCUCUUGAUAAUAAAAUUGAAUGUCUACUUCGUGACUGGCACCAUAGUCCUGAUUUGUUAUUUGCUGUCCAUCCUAUUGAUGGAAGUUAUUUAAUUUGGGUAGUUGAUUGGUUGGAUGAAUACCAUCCUGGUUCAUUUAGACAAGCCCAAGUUUCUUUUUCUACUAGAAUACCCAAUGCUUUCCCUCUUGGAGAUGCUACCACAAUGUCUCAUAAUGUUUGUUUAUACCACACAUCUGGAUCAAGUUUACAGCUAGCUUUUAGAGAUGUAGUUAAAACUGCUGCUGCAGCACCAAGCAGAUCACCUAGUGAUGUCCAUGGUAUAAAUGGAGAUAAUGGUGAUUCUAGUCUUCCCAGAGUAUUGGAGGAAGACGGUGAUUCUUUAGCAGGUGACAUUGAUUUACACCAUCAAAAUGAAUCGGUUGAACCAUCAUCAUUGAAUGAAAAUGGAAAACCAAAUCGAGCCAAUUCAACUAUGGGUGAAGAUUCCGGAACAUUUAACGAUAUAAUAUCUGCACCGCCAUGUCCAACUCUAUCAAUGGUCACCAAACAUACUAAUGGAACCCUAAAUUUAUGGCAAUUAACCUUUGCUGAUAAAUCUAAAUUUUCUCAAGUCUUAAGUAUUGGCCAUGCAUCACGAGCUUCUGGUCAUCGGUUCCGUGUAAAUGACGUGACCUGUCAUCCUGUAUUGCCAUUAUUGUUAACCACUUCCCAUCACAAUUUACCUGAUCAAGAAACUCCAGCUUCUCCUUUAUCACCCAAUCCACCUCCUAUUGCUCAACCUCCCUCAGGAUUUUGUAGUGAACUUAUAUUAUGGAGAGUUGAUGCAGUUGGGCCACUUUCUAAAUCUGGUGGUGUUUCUGAACUUGCUCGCAUAAAUUCACUUCAAAUAUCAGCAUUCUCAAAUGUUGCUUGGAUUCCAACCUUAUUACCAAGUACUACAUUGGGGACAUUAUCAAAUUCUCCAAGUGCUUGUUUUGUGGCAUCAGAUGGAGAAUGUUUACGUGUUUAUCAAGCUGUUAUAGAUGCCAGAACAUUGUUAGCAGAAGUAUCCAGUUCAGAACACCGGAGUCGAAUGGCUGCAGACUCAAUGGUGAGUUUGUCAACCGAUGUUUCUUCUGAAAAUGAUUUGAAACAUAAUUCAUUGCACGAUCGUAUCAAAAUUGUUUCUCAGCAAUCUACUGCUAGACCAGGAUGUAUUAUUCAAUUGGACGCUAUAUCUGAUGCAACACAUGAUUGGCAAAAUACUCAAUUUUUACAUGUAUUUCAAGAACAGUUGAUGACUGGAGAAAGAGCAUCUGGUAGAGGCUUAGUAGACGCUAUACCAGGUUUAGACAGUGAAGAACCUGAUGAUGAUUUUGAAGAACCAUUUUAUUUAGUGGUGCUUGAACGAACUGUUCAAGGUACAACUGUACAUAUGUGGCGUUUAAUAAUAGCCUCUCAACCUGAAAAUAAUCCUUUAAGUGAAAGUAUGAUGUAUGUGCCUGAUAGUCAAUUGGUACAAGAUGAUGAUGAUAUAGAUAAUUCAGGAAAAUUAGGUGCAACAAAUUUAGGAGGGGAAGAAACAACUCAACCAACAUUGUCAGCUUUUGCCCCUCACGUUUCAAUAUCAACCACAAAGAUUUGUACACAAGAAUUAAAUUUACCUGAUGGUGUUGAUGUGAUUCAUGCAUCUCCUGCUGGAGGACAUUUAAGUUCAGCUUCCAUUUACCCAGCUUGUUUUGCGCCUUAUGUAUUUGUGACUGCUUGUUCAGAUAGUACUCUACGGUUUUGGAAAUGUAAAAUUUCAAAAACAGCUGAUGAAGUUAACUACCAGUGGGUUGAAUGGGAAAUGAUAAGAAAAGAUCGCAAAUCCAUGAUUGAAAUAUCAGGUCAACCAUUAAACAUAAGUGCAGCAUAUAGUGGUCGUAUUGCUUGUGCUUAUAAAUAUGGAAAGUCAUUUACUAGACCGUCAAAAAAAGACCCCGAAUCGAGAUAUGUGAAUUUAUGUGUGGCUAUUUAUGAGUGUGAAAGUACUGGUGGUUCAGAAUGGUUACUUGAAGACACAAUACAUAUGAAAAAUAUUCACUUGCCCAAACUUCAUAUUGAUCCUAGUGUUGAUAUGACAUAUUUACAUGAUCAAACAAUAUUGUCAUCUAAAAAACAUAAGUUACAGUCUACAGUUUUAAAAGCAUUAUCGUCAGAAGACUUGGAUGGAACCUCUGGAAGAUGUAAUGGUAGAAAUGGAGAUAAUGAUACUAAUUUAGUCAAAAGUAGUCAUGGUUUACUGGCUGUUCCUAGUUUUAGUACUCUUCAGUCAUUAAGAAAAUCUAUUAUUGAAAAUGGUAAUACUUGUCCAUUAACUCAAAAGCAUAUUGUUCAAUUGGAUUGGGUGUCGAAAGAAGACGGGUCUCAUAUAUUGACUGUCGCUGUUGGUAGCAAGAUAAUGUUGUUCACACCAGUAUCUAGUGAUUUAGCUCAAGCUAAUAUGAAAGCAAUGAAAGAGUCCCAAUCAGUAAACCGUCCAAUAUUACGAAAAGCUUCAUCACUAGCAUCUCCCAAUUUUGUUGAUGAAAUAAGAUGGAUGAAACUCAGAAAAAUUGAUCUUACUACAGCGGAUGGUUUGCCUCCACUUCCAAUGCAAAUAUCUUGGGUUCGUGAUGGUAUACUAGUUGUAGGCAUGGACAGUGAAAUGCAUGUAUACUCACAAUGGAAACCAAAUACAUAUAUGAUACAAAAGAAUGCGUUGUUGUGUUGCAAGUUAAUACAUCAAGAAUCUGAUGAGCUUCAAGACACUAGAAAUUUAAGAGACGAAGAUCUUAGAACAUUGGCGCAUGAAACAUCCCAAAGGAGACUGGCUAACGUAAGUUCAAUGCCUCAUUUGUCUCGUGUCAGCUCAAUUAAUUUAAAUAUGUUAACUGCUGAGACAAAAAAAAAGAAAUUGGGUAUUCAAAAUGGUGAAUCUUCGAAUAAUAUUCAAGAUUCAUAUAUGCCAGAUUAUGGACUAUUUGAAGCUAGUCGUAUAGCAUGUCCAGUUCUUCCUCAAUAUCACCCUAAACAACUUAUGGAGCUAUUGAAUUCUGGAAAAAUCCGUUGGGUGAAAGCGAUUCUUGCACAUCUUGUCAGGUGUAUUUCAACAACAUGUAGUGUAAGACAAGGUGCUGUUGUGUGUUCAUAUUCAGAAGAAGAUAAUUUAACUCGUCAAAGAGGGUGGUCAAGAUCAAGAACAUUAUCUGUGAGCUAUGCUGGAGCUGCUACAAGUCCAAUGGAACCUAGAGGAUCCACUACCGCAAUACCAGAGGAACUGAUGUUGGAUUAUGCAGAAAUCACUUCUAUUCCACCUUUACCUUUAUGGACACUAUUAGCCGCUGAUAAAGAAAAUGCCAGUUCUGCUCUUAAGUUAGCUGAAGACGAAAAAGAUUAUAACGAAUUAUUUAAUGGAAACAUUUCAACAUCAGAAGAUAAUCUGGAUGACAUAUUGAAUGAUGAAUCAGAACCAGAAAGCCCUCGUAGGUGUGAACGUCAAUCUAACGCAACAGAAAAACAACAAUGUCUACUUUCUCAUUUUGGGCCAAAACAAGGUCAACUCUUGUCUCGUCUGUUAACUCAUACACAUUUGCCUGGUUUAUCAAGUUUAGAUCAAAUGCACUUGCUAGCUCUUGCCGAUACUGUUUCUACAUGUAACACCGAUUUUGCCGAUAGGUUUGUUGAUAAAACUCAAUUUGCUAAAGAUAGUUCAGCUCCACAUGAAGGUGAAGUGUGUUCAGAUUCAUUGGAUGACUGUGGUCUUAGAUUUUUGUUAGCCAUGAAGCAUUACAAUUAUUUAUUAAGAUGUUUGGGUGUAGCUCAGCGUACUCAAUUUCAAAAAAGAGGAAUGUGUUCAGCAGAUAUUGCAUGGGCAUUCCACUCCGAAAGCGAAGAAGAACUAUUACAAUUAACACCUUCUUAUGUACGAGGUACUCCACGUUGGUCAGCAUUAAAAGAAUUAGGUGUUGGGUGGUGGCUCAGAAAUCAGACAUUAUUGAGAACGUGUAUUGAAAAAAUCGCAAAAGCAGCAUAUCAGGCAAACCAAGAUCCUUUAGAUGCUGCUAUAUUUUAUCUUGCAAUGAAAAAGAAGUCUUUAGUUUGGGGAUUAUUUAGGUCUAAAAGAGACGAGCGAAUGACACAAUUCUUUUCCAAUAACUUUGCUGAAGACCGUUGGCGAAAAGCAGCGCUUAAAAAUGCUUUUGCAUUACUUGGAAAACAACGAUUUGAACACGCCGCUGCAUUUUUCCUUUUAGCUGGAGCGCUUAGAGAUGCAAUUGAAGUAUGCUUGAAUAAACUAGAUGACUUACAAUUAGCUAUGGUGAUAGCUCGGUUAUAUGAGGGUGAAAUUGAUUCUACUCCACCCAGUCUUAAACGACUUUUGUAUGAGGAAAUACUUGGUUGUGAUCAAAAUGGUGAAAAUCAAAAAUUAUCUAUGGCUAAUCCAGACCCAUUCUUACGUUCUAUGGCUCUUUGGAUACUUAAAGAUUCUACUGGAAGUCUUAAUACAUUAGUCCAAAUGAACGUAGGUACAAUGCAUCCACAAUAUAAUGACGAGGAAAAACAAGAAACUUCAGCUGCAAAUCCUAAUGUGUUCAAUUUCUACGUUUAUCUUCGUACACAUCCAUUAUUAAUAAGACACUAUUUGGCAUCCACUUAUCAAGAUAAAAAGAAUCAUACUGUAGUAUUAGCUGGUUUUAGUUACGGUUCUGAUGCUAGGUGUAGGGAAACUUCAGAUCGACAAUUAAUGUUAGAGGAUUCCAUUUCUCCAUUAGAAAGACAACUUAUUUCAAAACUGCACAUGCUCAGGUUUAAAGCAGGAUGUCCUGCAACUUGCUCUUGA